CUCGCCCUCGUUACAUAAAUCCGAACCUUUACCACCUCAUUUUCAAGUUUCAGCUACAUAGGUUUCAUUUCUCAGCUUCAUAUAGUAGCUCUUGACCCGCAGCUCCAUUCCUCCGACCUUCGACUCCAAAAGCUCCAACCUCCCGAGGUCCAACCCGAGGUCCCCAACCCACUGCGAAAUGUCGCCUCUCCUUUCCCUUCCUCGAGAGCUUCGCGACACCAUCAUCGACCGUGUCCUAUCCUCAGCUCGCCUUGCUCCGCCAACUAUCUCUUCUGCAGAGUCCAAUCGAUGCGCACCGCCAAGCUACGAAGGCCCCCAGGAUCCCGGCUUCGACUCUUGGCCCUAUGGCCAAUCCCACGUGCGCUUCGAGCAGCCAGCCUACAUAUCCAACAGUUACCCUCUCUUCCUCACAAAUCACCAGCUCGCGGCUGAAACCGCUUCAGCACUCCGCCGGCUUUCUCUUCCAUACGAACUCGACGUCAUGCAAGUUGAUGAGGCAGAGCUGUGGCCAACGUGGCUGUCCGUCCCGGUGCUCACUUCCAAGCUCGAUGUUGUCAACGUCACUUUCCGCGCUACUGGCUUUGCAAAGAAACGAAGUAUGUGGAAACGUGGCUGUGGGGCUCCGCCGUACAUGCUGUGGUGCUUUUACUAUCUGUUGGAACAUGUUUUGAAGCGGGGUCCCGUGGGAAAGACCUCUGCGUCUUGGGAUCGAGAAGUGAGCAUUAAGACGUUGAAUCUUAAUUUUGUGGGCAACAAUCAUGUUUCGCCAGGAGACCCGUCCGACUCCAGAGACAUCAAGUAUACCUACUCCGCCGACCCGGACGAGAACACAAACAACAUGGAUUUGCGGCCGGAAUGGGUGGCGGACUUCCUAGACUCCGAACUCUGGGGUCUGCUGGGGAUGGGCAAUAGUGGCGCGGCGUAUGGUAAGAUUUUGCAUGAGAGGGUUGGGAGCAUCCAGUUUAUGGUGAAUGGAGAGACGAAGGAAAACCUGAAUCUCACUAACAUAUUGCAUGAGCUGAAUCCAACGAGUAAGCACGACACGUUCGGGCACGUCGCACCUGAGGAGAGGCUCUCGGCGUUUUGGAAGUGGAAAGAAGAAACGGCAAGGAAAAGGAUGGAGCUCGGAUUUCUCGGGGUGGGUGACGAAGAUUUAGAUGAGGACUGGAGAGAACAAUACGGCUAGCCAUGCCCAACCACAAAGGCAGGGGAACAAAUCCGUCUCACUAUAGCAGGGAGAAGUCCCGAAUACAUAUUUACAGAAGCGGUUAGCUGUAUAACGCCCUAUUGGUCAAUGACUACCCUACGCAUCUCGGCAACUUUCUUCGUAUCUCAACUCUUUACAUCUCAUCAUCGACUCCUCCAUCAUCAUUACUACUCUCUCAUUAUUGCUGCACCAAUGCGGGCG
This is a messenger RNA of Mytilinidion resinicola, 1408 nucleotides long. RefSeq lists its product as uncharacterized. NCBI's taxonomy places the organism in Eukaryota, Fungi, Ascomycota, Dothideomycetes, Mytilinidiales, Mytilinidiaceae. The record is from RefSeq and is a predicted model, not a curated record. The coding region runs from base 179 to 1186 and encodes 335 amino acids. The transcript has a single exon.